Mycena citricolor is the source of this 3692-nucleotide messenger RNA. The record is from the annotation of a GenBank genome assembly. Lineage: Eukaryota; Fungi; Basidiomycota; Agaricomycetes; Agaricales; Mycenaceae.
GGUCGACCGAGCGCAUAUCGAGACGAGACAGCAGAGAAAAGAGCGUUGGGUGAGCCGGGAAGCACAAGACCGCCUUCCUUUUGUUUCCCACUUUUGCCACCAGCUCCCGCUCGUUUUUCCUGCUGUACGCUAUUCAUCCUGCCUAGUGCGACCUAAUUCUUCCGUUUGUUAUUAUCCACCUUUGCGAUGCCUGCCGUGCGCACCCGAGAGACACACCCAUCCUCCCGUGGACUGGAAGUGGCCACCAGACUCCCAGUUCUCUCCAUUAUCUCCCCGACACCCCGAACGCUCACAUUCCCCGCGCUUCAUAACCUUUCCGACUCCCCGUAUGCGUCACCCUCCAGCUCUCCAUUCGAGCCCGAUCUCAGGAAACUCGCGCUCUCUUCGGAAUCCUCUUCUUUUGGGUCAACGACCUUGCACUCUCCCUCCUCCUCCGUCUCGUCCACGGAAUGCCGCACACCACCCCCACCCGCACCGCUACCUCUCAGCGCCUUCACGCGUACCUUGUCCCCAUUCUCCCCACCCUCCAUCGCCCUCUCGGACUCUGCCACGCCGUCACCUGUGCGGCGCAAGUCUACCUCGAGCGCAGCGGCGAAUGAAGAUCGGCGGCCGAAACGAGGCGACGAGGACUACGUCAAGCGGCCAGAAAACGCUUUCAUUCUUUUCCGUCGCAAGUGCUGUGAAGACCGUACCCUCGGCGACCCCGCGCUCCCCAUCGCCGCCGAGCCUGAAUCCGCCGCCACCCCCGUCCCUGGGACAGGCAAACGCCCCCGUCAGGCAGACCUCUCCAAGACGAUCUCAGCCAAGUGGCGGGCACUGUCGGUGGAGGAGCGGGCGAAGUGGGAGGACCUAGCGAAGGAGAAGAAACGCGAACACGAGGCGUUGUAUCCCAACUACGUUUAUCGCCCCCAGCGCGCGAGCAACCGCAACCGCCCGCGGGACUCGAGCCCUGCUCCUCCAUCGCGUGGGAGGAGCUUCGCUGCUGAUGACGAUGCUGCCGAUUUCGCUCCUGCUGGGAGGAGGAAGAGGAAGUCUUCCGCGCCGGCUGCUCAAGGCAACGGGGAGGUACAGCUCGAGUUUGUUGUUCCUUCCGUGCCAGCGUCCAUGCUGCACCCAAGGAGUGCGAGUAUGCCUCCUUAUCAAGCGCUGGAGGUGCCGAAUGUGUUCUUCAAUACGCCAUUUGGGCCGGGAUCCUCGUCCUCGCUACAGUUACCAGCGCAUAUGCUCGAUUCUGUGUCCGCAUCACCUACGUCGCUCCUACCGAUGAUCUCGCAAAACACGACCUAUGGACAGGGCAUAUCACCUGAUGACCCGAGUGGCGGUUGGGAUUACCAGCCCGGGACAACGAGCUCGCAGUUUGCAGAUAGCCUGAAUUCUUCCGACUUCCUCCGGUCGAUCUUUGCGUCUUCGCAGCUCAAUCCGUCGUUCUUCUCUCCCGCCUCGUCGACAUCUUCGUCGCCCUACACGCCGACCUCGACAACGUUCUCCCACAUGCCGAUGUUCGCGCCGAUGGAGCCUUCUCCACUGUCGCUUUCUGCAGCAGAUUACGAGAUGCAGGAAUCCGCCCCGCCAUAUUCGGAUUACACGAGCCAUUGGGCCGCGACGUCGCCAUGGGCCGGACAGACGACGUUCGAAAUUGCUGACGCGGGGUCGGCGCUGGGUGACUUUGACGUGGAGAAGAUCCCGAAUCUGGGUGCUGGAUGGGACCUUUCCCCGCCACAGCCCGAGGAUGAGAGCACGCCGCUGUACUCUCGGGAGGACUUCCUGCUAGACACCAGGAAUGACAUUGGACUGGGGUCGCCGUUCCAGGAAAUGUCGCUGCCAGUACCUCAUUCUCAUCAUUUUGACGAGGACGUGGUUUCAGGUGGGACGCCUCUGCUCUGACGACCGGCGCUGGCUGUUCUGCUCCUUGUCUGUCUGUCUGUCUCCUGCGCUGCUUUCGCACGCUCCUUUUCUCUCUUCGCUCCUUGUUUCUGCUCUGAUCCAGCGCCCCUCUCUCCUCUUCACACGGCGGCAUGUACUCCUUUAGCUAUCUCUAUCCACUUAUCGGCCGUCCUCAAUUGUACUACAAUCACAACCCCCACCCAUCCCUUGCUUUCACAUCUGUUGUACCGUAUCUACCCGGUUUUUUGCUGUCUCCAGCACCGCAACGCGUUGGGCGCGAGCGCCUUGCCCCAGUUCGGCUGGUGCCAGCGCCUGCCGUUGUUUAUUACUACUUAGCACCUUUACAUACCUCCCUCGCCUCUGCGAGCUGGACCCACGAAACUCACACGACCUGUUCUAUACUGUUAUUACUUGCCUGCUUUUCACGUUUAUUACGCACACGCACCGAAACCGAGACACCCUCCGCUACGUACCAAUUACAAUCCGCGUAAUGCUGCUCGUGUGUGAUAUUCUCCGGUAUUCAUCUCGAAGUGUGGACAGGAACAAUUGCGAUUUGGGUCCAGGGAAGAAGGCUUCUCUCUCGAUCAUGAUCGUGGUUCUCUUUUGUCUUCCAGAUUCGGAUAAGACAAGACAACACGUCGUUCUCUAGACUUCGUCGUUCGGCAAAGAUAAUGGGGUCGUGGAGACUCGGGUUCCACCCCGAUGGUCGUCGUGUGCAAUACGGGGGCGUGUCCAACGUCCAGUGACAGGCGAAGCCGGAGUCGAGCAUCGUAUAGCACGGCGUGAAUCCAGCGACGAAGCCUGCUCCGAGUCUCUCCACUUCCGUCCGAUAGACACAACCGGGAGUUCCUGGGCCUGGUCACGCGAUGGUCAGCGAGCGAAUGCAGCUCUAUGCGACGUCGUCCGCUGAACGACGUGCACUGAGCAUAUUAAUGAAUGGGAUCAUCGGUGGCGCCCGUUAGCUCGGAGCAUCCCGCACGACGAGCGUGGCUAAAAUCUGCACAGCUGUCUUCGGAUCGCGCCCGUGAGCGGCGGCCAGACACCCUCCGCCAUCAGAGCAGCAGGUCAUGAACCGCGCGCUUCGUUCCGUGAUCGCCUAAUCCCAAUCCGGAAAUGUCAAAGGAGUCAGAAAUCAGUCUGAAAGAUCAAGAAUCGAGCGCGGACGAAUAUCGGGUCAGGACAGUAAGUGCGUGGGAGAGCUUCCGCGUCGGCUUGAAGAUGAGAUUCCGACUGAGUCAGACCGCGUGAGUUCGGAUGGCAAGCAUAACUGACUUGUCUUUGCGUUCCACGUGUCACGGGACGGGGGUCCAGAGCACACGGCACGAAACGGAAGAAGAAGAAAUCGGCCAUUAUGCCCUCUGCCCACGAACAUCGAGAAAACGGCGAGAAAUCAGAAGAGAAUUACGUCAUGGCAUGCUGUAAGUAAGCAAGCAAAGUGCCGAAAGAGGAAAGUUGCUUGUCUCCCAGCGAGAGUCUGGAAAUGGAAUAAAUGGAACAGGUAACCCUGAAUAUGCAGAGAUGAGAAACCGAUAAGCUGGAAGUCGUCGAAGAAAUACCGAAACACGCGCCGUAGAUUUGAGGUCCGGAUCCUCCUUCGGAUGAAUUUCCCGACUCCGCCACCCAAUAACCCAUGAAAUUGAGGGAAGGAGCCCAUAUCUCCGACGCGCAGGGCAGAGCGCUCAUGAGAAAUCAGAAGAACAAGUAACAUGGUGUCAUCACGCCACUUGCCUGGUCCGCCGGGGCUGACUGUUGAGAUAGCGGAUUCGCCGCUCGCAUUAGUCCCUUUGCCGAUGUAGAUUUUGAGGCCG